AUGGACGCCAAUUCGCAGAAAGGUGGCAAUGAUGCCAGAAAGACUGCUGCUGCGAAAGACAUUCCUGUCCGACGCCCAAGCAUCCUGAAGAAUCAGUCGACGGCGACGAGUCCAGGCGAGGAGAAUCCAUCAGCAGGAGAGGGCCAGCAGAGCAACAAUUCUGAUGGCAUUGGGCCGGGUUUUACCCAUCAAGUCACCAAUUACCCAGGUGGUUGGACCUACGACACCAUCAACGGGAUGAACCCAACCUCGACGCAGCUGCCGCAAAUUCACCAAACACCUGGUUUUGCUCGGCCCCCCCACCUGUCUAUGCCUACCUCAGGUGCUUACUUGCACAACACAAACUCGCCGCCCAUUCCCAACUUCGCACCUCAACCCAACAACUUCAUCAUCAAUCCACCUCAGGUUUGGGCACACAAUCCUUUAUUAAUUCCAUUCCCUCACUAUCACGUAAGCACCCUUCCCACUAUGGCUGACUACGGCAACGGCUUCAUGCCCAACACGGGCCAGCACUUCCAGCCCCCCGUCCCUGACACAACUUACGGUGGCUUCGUCCACACCUACACCCCCCGUUUUGACAACGGCGCAACGACUGGUAUCCAUGCCCAGCCGGUAUCCAUCCCCAUGAUGAACGCCCAGCCUCAGGGUCCGCCGCAACAUGUCUACGUUGCCCAAGGUGGUCAGGCCAUCCACACCAUGCCCGGACAGCAGUUCGUUGGCCAACCUGGUGUUCCGAUGCCUGGUGGCCAGCCCCAGAUGAUCAUAGGUAAUGGUGCUCCCGGUAUGCCUGUUUCCACGAACCCCUUCCCCGACGUCAUGGGUGUUGGCAAGACUGCUGCAGAGGUUGCUGCUGAGCAGUUCAACCCGACGCUGAACCCUGAAAUCAACGAGCCUCAGGAGAUGAAGCCCGCGGAUGACAACCCUGCCCGCAUCUACAUGGUUCGUGAGCUUGACGGUAAUUGGAUUAAGCACAACCGCUAUACUAUUGAUCAUGGCCCCUUCCGCUGGUAUGUCACCGGCAAUGGCGUCUUCUAUGCAGUCCGCUUGGAAGAGUAA
Molecule: messenger RNA, 1056 nt
Organism: Pseudomassariella vexata
Lineage: Eukaryota; Fungi; Ascomycota; Sordariomycetes; Amphisphaeriales; Pseudomassariaceae
Exons: 2
Coding region: 1-1056 (351 amino acids)
Source: RefSeq, a predicted model, not a curated record